Molecule: messenger RNA, 14834 nt
Organism: Lytechinus pictus (painted urchin)
Lineage: Eukaryota; Metazoa; Echinodermata; Echinoidea; Temnopleuroida; Toxopneustidae
Exons: 50
Coding region: 504-13937 (4477 amino acids)
Cellular component (GO): membrane
Source: RefSeq, a predicted model, not a curated record
AAGCAAAGGAAUCGGGUACUGAGAGAGAGAGGCGAUUGUCGGCCUUUGAUGCUAUAUUGAAUGAAUAUAAGGCUAGCCAAGACCCAUCUAAGAAUAUCAGACUGAUUGGAGGUCAUACAACGUAUGAAGGCAACGUUGAGGUACGGCUAAGGAAUGGCAGUGUCUGGGGGGCUAUAUGUGACGACUCCUGGGACGAACAAGAUGCUGAAUUGGCCUGUCGGACCCUGGGUUUUCAAGGUUCUUUGGGGGCCACUUCGAACAGCUUCUUUGGGGAUACGUCGGAUGAAUACCACCUGGAUGAGGUUCGAUGCAAGGGAGGUGAAAGCGAUAUCUUCGAGUGUUCUCAUCUUCCGUUCGGUCACCACAACUGUGAGGAAGGAGAGAUUGCCGGGGUUCAUUGCAUACCAGAUAUUAGACUCCGAGGGAGCAAGAACGUCCGCGAGGGUCGAGUCGAGAUCAGUUACGACGGGGAGUGGGGUACGAUAUGCGAUGACUCUUGGGACAUGGUCGAGGCCGACGUUGUCUGCCGUAUGAUAGGGUAUCCCCAUGCCACGGCGGCGCCCAAGGCAGCGAGGUUUGGUCCAGGUGAAGGGGCCAUCAUCCUUGAUGAGAUUCAGUGCGAUGGAUCGGAGAGGACAAUCCAGGAAUGCCCCCACGACGGGUUCCUGGAUCAUAACUGCCACCACGGGGAAGAUGCCAGUGUGAUCUGUGAUCUGAACAUGCGGCUUGUGAAUGGCACCAUGCCAGGGCGUGGUCGCCUGGAGGUGUACCAUACCGGUAAGUGGGGGACGGUUUGCGAUGAUGCCUGGAGUCUGGAGAACACCAACGUUGUCUGCCAGGCCCUGGGAUACCCCGAAGCCACAGAGGAGAACCUCCCGCUCCAGACAAGCUUUGGUUACGGCACCGGUGAUAUCAUCCUGGAUGAUGUGGUUUGUCGAGGCAACGAGACGGAACUGUACGAGUGUUUGCAUGAGCCAUACUUUAAGUGCAAUUGCGAGCAUAGUGAGGAUGUCAGCGUUACGUGUCCACCUGUUGUUCGUCUGGUUGGGGGCCGAGCUCCGGAAGAGGGCAGGCUUGAAGUUUAUCACAAUGGAUUGUGGGGGACGAUCUGUGACGACGGUUGGGAUAUGCAGGAUGCUAACGUCGUUUGUCGCAUGCUUGGGUACGUCGCUGCUGAAGAACCUCUCCUUACGGUCUUCCAGCCAGGGAGUGGCAACAUCUUCCUUGAUGAGGUCAAUUGCCAUGGUAACGAGACAAGCAUUUGGGACUGCGAGAGUGAUGGACUUAUGGUCCAUAAUUGCGGGUCCAUUGAGGAUGUUGGACUGCGAUGUAAAACAGCGUUUACCACCCAUGAGCCCAUGUCCGAGCUUGAGGUGCGCCUUGUCGGGGGUCAAGGUGACCGUCAGGGUCGCGUCGAGGUCUUCUACAACGAUGCGUGGGGGACCGUCUGUGACGACUCCUGGGACAUCAGGGAUGCCGAGGUCGUCUGCCGUAUGCUCGGAUUCCCCGGGGCGGAGUCGGCGCUUCUGUCCGCGUUCUUCGGUGAGGGGUCGGGCAGCACGUACCUGGAUAACGUUGACUGUACAGGCGAGGAAGAGAACCUCGCGCAAUGCGUCCAUAACGGGAUCAUGGUUGAGAACUGCGGGCAUCACGAGGAUGCGGGCGUGGUGUGCUCCCCAUUGGUUCGUUUGGUGAAUGGUAGCCACUACCGUGAGGGUCGGGUAGAGCUCUACUAUGACGAAGAAUGGAGCACGAUUUGCAACGACGAAUGGGGGAUCCACGAUGCUGAGAUUGUUUGCCGGAUGGCGGGAUUCCCGGGGGUCGAAGGUUACCGAGUCUCCGGAGAGUACGGGGAUGGCAGUGGAAAGAUUAUCUUGGACAAUGUGAACUGUAACGGGAGUGAGUGGGAUAUCUUUGGGUGCGGCCACAAUGGUCUGUUUGUGCAUAACUGCAGACAUUCGGAAGACGCUGGGGCUGUGUGCACGUCAAGAGUACGUCUUGUUGGCGGCACGACUAGCAACGAAGGACGCGUCGAGAUGUACCACAACAACGCUUGGGGAACCAUCUGUGAUGACGGGUGGGAUAUCAAGGACGCGGACGUUGUCUGCCGGAUGCUCGGUUUCUACCGGGCCGAGAGCAUCCCGUCGUCGGGGAGAUAUGGAAUGGGGCGGGGCCAGAUCCUCCUGGAUACGCUGCAGUGUAAUGGCACAGAGGGUGAUAUUCUGGAUUGUGAGCACAAUGGUCUCCUGAAACAUGACUGUGAUCAUGAAGAAGAUGCGACUGUGAUUUGCCUUGCCCCAACUGAAGCAGCGAAGAUGACCUUGGAUAUCCGUCUUGUUGACGGUGGGAGCGCACGCCAGGGUCGUCUAGAGGUGGAAUACAACGGCGAAUGGGGUACGGUGUGUGAUGAUGGCUGGGAUUUGCGUGAUGCGGAGGUGGUAUGCCGCAUGCUCGGUUUUCCUGGGGCGGAGAACGCCCUCUCCGGUGCGUUCUAUGGAGAGGGUACCGGGGCUACGGUGCUUGAUGACGUCAGCUGUGAGGGGACGGAGGAGGAUUUGGCGCUGUGUCGGCAUAACGGUUAUCUGAUGGAGAAUUGCGGUCACAGUGAGGAUGCGUCAGUUAUCUGCUCUCCGCUAGGUCGUUUGGUAAAUGGCAACAACUACCGAGAAGGAAGAGUAGAGGCGUAUUACGAAGGCGAAUAUUACUCCGUCUGCGACGAUCUUUGGGAGAUGGAAGAAGGAAAUGUUUUCUGUCGGAUGCUUGGAUUUCCCGGUGCUGAAGCGGUUCACGCGCUGGCCAACUUCGGACAGGGCGAGGGCGACAUUAUCCUCGAUAAUCUCAGCUGUGAUGGGACGGAGGAUAGUCUGUUCGACUGCGAGGGCAGCACACCGUUUGAGCAUAACUGCAAGCAUAAUGAAGAUGCAGGAGUGACAUGCUCACAGAGUGUUCGCCUUGUGAAUGGAAGCGAUGCCCACGAAGGCAGGGUGGAGGUCUACUACGCAGGGGUAUGGGGUACCGUCUGUAACGAUGACUGGGAUUGGAAUGAUGCUAACAUCGUCUGUAAGAUGCUGGGCUACUCUGGAGCUGAGGUAUCGCAACAAAUGGCAGACUUCGGAGCAGGUGUUGGUCCCAUAAUUCUGGAUGACGUCUCCUGCUCAGGGGAUGAGCUGAGUAUCUUUGAUUGUCCUUCGAUGGGUAUCUUCAGGCACGACUGUGAGCAUGCAGAGGACGUUGGUGUUAUAUGCAUAGAAGACAGCAAGGAGCAACAAUCCAGUCUCUCUCUGCGUCUUGCCGACGGACCGAACUCCAGAUCCGGUCGUGUCGAGAUCAAGUACGACGGAGCCUGGGGCACAAUCUGUGACGAUGACUGGGACGUCAACGGUGCCGACGUCGUCUGUCGCUCCCUCGGCUUCCCGGGGGCGGACCAGGCAAUACUCCGCGGUCGAUUCGGGGCCGGAGAGGGCGCUAUAGUUCUAGACAAUGUGAGAUGCGAUGGUUCGGAGGUGAACGUCGAGUCUUGCUUGCACAAUGGAUUCCUGGAGAAUAAUUGUGACCAUGACGAGGAUGCUGGUGUCAUCUGCCUUCCUCAGGCUCGGCUUGCGGACGGGUCAAGCUACCGCGAAGGGCGCGUGGAGCUCUUCUACCAAAACGCCUGGCAUACAGUCUGCGAUGACCAGUGGGAUGCGCUGGACAGCGCGGUGGUCUGCGACGGCAUGCUCGGUCUCCCGGGAGUGGACGGCCCCCAGUGGGAGCUCUCCUUUGGGCCAGGGGAGGGGGAAAUCAUCAUGGACGGUUUGAACUGCUUGGGGAAUGAACCGAGCAUGGACGGUUUGAACUGCUUGGGGAAUGAACCGAGUCUGUUCCAGUGCCGCAGCCGAGGGCUGUUCGUCCAUGAUUGCACCCACUUCGAGGAUACUGGUGUGAUCUGCUCCCCUUCAGUCCGUCUUGCUAAUGGCUUUCGAGAGCAUCAAGGUCGCGUGGAGUACUACUACAAUAACCAAUGGGGAACCAUCUGUGAUGAUGAAUACGGAUCUUGGAGCAUAGAGAAUGCCAACGUGGUCUGCCGGAUGUUGGGCUUCGUGGGUGCCGAGAGUGCCCGCGGAAGCGCUUUUUACGGAGAGGGCGACAGCGAUAUCGUCCUAGCGAAUGUCCACUGCAACGGGAAUGAGACAAAUGUCGCAGACUGCUCACGGAACCAGUUCUUGGACCACCUGUGUGCACAUUCGGAGGACGUCGGGGUAGCUUGUUCACUUGGAGUUCGUCUAGUUGGAGGCAACAAACCGAGCGAAGGUCGCGUUGAGGUGUUCUACCGCAACGCUUGGGGAACCAUCUGUGAUGAUCUCUGGGAUAUGAAUGAGGCUCACGUCAUUUGUAGAAUGCUCGGGUACUCCGGAGCCUCAGGAUAUACGAUAGGAGCAUCUUUCGGACAAGGCCAAGGUGCUAUAGUCCUGGAUAAUAUGAUGUGCAAUGGCACGGAGGAGCGGUUGGCCGAUUGUGAUCAUAAUGGAUUCUACAAUCAGAACUGUGGACAUCACGAAGAUGCUGGGGUUAUCUGCAUAGAGGAAGUGAUUCCUCCUCCUGAGCCUUCAACCCCUGAACCCACCCUCCUGCCUGGUACACCUCUGCUUCCCAUCGAAAUCACGAGCGGGGCAGUCCGCCUCCAGAACGGCAGCUCCGACCGUGAAGGUCGCGUCGAGGUGUUUCACAACGGCUCCUGGCACCCAAUCUGCGAUGACACUUGGGACGAGCUGGAGGCGGACAUCAUCUGCAGGAUGCUAGGCUUCCCAGGGGCAGUUCUUGCCAAGCGGCACUCCUACUUUGGCUCGGGGAAUGGAAGCAUUCUUUUGGAUGACCUCGGUUGCUUCGGCAAUGAGACAGAUCUUCUCUCGUGCACACACGGAGGGCUGUACCAACAUAACUGUGGGUCGAUAGAACAUGCUGGAGUCAUCUGCCAAAAUACAGUAAGACUACAGGAUGGUGCCCGCCCACUUGAGGGUAGGGCGGAGCUUUACGCCAACAACGCCUGGAACACCAUCUGUGAUGAUGGUUGGGAUGUCGACGAUGCUGAUGUUGUUUGCCAGAUGUUAGGAUACCCGUCCGCCGAGGCGGCAACUGUGAGAGCAACCUACGGUAGUGGGACCGGGGAUAUCCUACUGACAGGUGUGGACUGUAACGGCAUGGAGAGCAGCAUCUUUGAAUGUGGUCACAGCGGACUUGACGUACCAAACUGCGACCAUUCGGAAGAUGCCGGUGUGGUCUGCUCACCAAAUGUUCGUCUUAUCAACGGCAGCACUAACCUUGAAGGCUGGCUUGAGUACUACUACAACGGAUCCUGGGGGACAAUCUGCAAUAGCAACUGGGAUAUCCUGGAUGCCAACGUGGUGUGCAGGAUGCUUGGUCACAACUUGGCUGUGACAUCGGUGAGCCAUGACGAGUUCGGUCCAAGCGAAGGACCGAUCAUUCUGAGUGAUGUAGGAUGUACAGGACAGGAGAUGGACCUGUCGGAAUGUCACCAUGGGCGGUUCUAUCAACACGAUUGCACACAUCGUGAUGAUGUGGCAGUUGUUUGCACUGAUGACGUCGAGGUCCGACUCGUGGGCGGGAGCAGCGACAACGAAGGGCGGGUAGAAGUUAACUUCCAAGGUUCUUGGGGGACAGUUUGCGAUGACUAUUGGACCAUUGACGCUGCUCAUGUUGUCUGUCGAAUGCUGGGAUACCCCGCUGCAGAUGGGUACGAACCAGGUGGUUUCUUCGGACCCGGUGAGGGGGCUGUAGUGUUUGAUGAUGUGCGCUGCAUUGGAAACGAGACAAAUCUUGCUGAUUGUAGGCAUCGGGAGACCUUGACCAGUAAUUGCGGACAUUCUGAGGAUGUAGGAGUGAUCUGUGCAGAUAUAACUGGGACAGAAGCCGCUACCGCAACAACCCCCAUGCCCAGGCCAAUCGUUGACUUGCAGGUGCGCCUUGCCGGUGGCAGCAACAAUCGAGAAGGGCGUGUUGAGGUGUUCUACAACGGUUCUUGGGGAACCGUCUGUGAUGACCUCUGGGAUAUCAACGAUGGCGCUGUUGUUUGUCGAAUGCUGGGGCUUGGAAGGGCCAUGUGGACGUACGGCUCCGGUCAGUUUGGUUCUGGUGAGGGGCCUAUUUUCCUGGACGAUGUGCAGUGCCUUGGAACGGAGGAGAAUCUCGGAGAAUGCCAGCAUGACGGGUUCUUGGUCAAUAACUGCCAACACACCGAAGAUGCUGGAGUGCAAUGUAAUGCACCUGAACCAAGUGGACCCCUUGAAGUGCGACUGGUAGAUGGAGCAAAUGAAAUGGAGGGCAGGGUAGAAGUCCUCUACAACAACUCCUGGGGCACUAUCUGUGACGACCAAUGGGGAAUCAGCGAUGCAGAAGUCGUCUGUCGGAUGCUUGGUUUUGUAAGGGCAGUCAGAGCUUCAACUGGUGCUGAGUUUGGCCAAGGGAACGGCUCAAUUGUUCUGGAUGAUGUGGCCUGCCAUGGACAUGAGAUGAGUCUUCUAGAUUGCCAGAGAAGGGAUUUCUUGGAUCAGAACUGUGGCCAUCAUGAAGAUGCUGGGGUUGUGUGUUCAAAUUUGAAUGUUACUGAACCCCCAACCACCAUUACACAUUUUGAGGCAAGGCUUGUUGGCGGAGACACAGAGCGCGAAGGACGUGUAGAGGUCUUCUAUAAUGGCUCUUGGGGAACCGUCUGCGAUGAUCUAUGGGAUAUGAACGAUGCUGUAGUUGCCUGCAGGAUGCUCGGAUUGGGCCCUGCUCUCCGUGCGUACACCUCUACAGAGUUUGGUGCUGGUGAAGGACCGAUUGUCCUGGACAAUCUGGAGUGUCUAGGAACAGAGGAGAAUCUUGGAGAAUGCCAGCAUAAUGGUCUGUUGGUCAACAAUUGCCAACAUUCUGAAGAUGCAGGCGUGCGUUGUGCUGCUCCUGAACCAUCCGAGCCACUCCAGGUCCGUCUAGUUGAUGGUGCCAACGAACUGGAGGGCAGGGUAGAAGUCCUCUACAACAACUCCUGGGGCACCAUCUGUGACGACCAAUGGGGAAUCAGCGAUGCAGAAGUCGUUUGUCGGAUGCUUGGUUUUGUAAGGGCAGUCAGAGCUUCGAGUGGUGCCGAGUUUGGCCAAGGAAACGGCUCGAUUGUCCUGGAUGAUGUGGCCUGCCAUGGACAUGAGACGAGUCUUCUAGACUGUCAGCGAAGCUACUUCUUGGAACAGAACUGCGGCCAUCAGGAGGAUGCAGGAGCAGUAUGUUCAAAUUCCAAUGCUACCGAACCUCCACCUACCAUCAUACAGUUUGAUGCAAGGCUUGUUGGCGGAGACACAGAGCGGGAAGGACGUGUAGAGGUCUUCUAUAAUAGGUCUUGGGGAACGGUCUGCGAUGAUUUGUGGGAUAUGAAUGAUGCUCUUGUUGUAUGUAGGAUGGUUGGUUUUGGUCGUGCCAUGAGGGCAUACAGCGCUGCUGAGUUCGGGCCCGGAGAGGGACCGAUUGUCUUGGACAAUCUGGAAUGCCUUGGAACAGAGGAGAAUCUUGGAGAAUGCCAGCAUAGUGGAUUAUUGAUUAACAACUGUCAACAUUCUGAAGAUGCGGGAGUGCAAUGUGCUGGCCCAGAACCAACCGAACCUCUCCAGAUACGUCUAGUAGAUGGAGCCAAUGAAAUGGAAGGUCGAGUCGAAAUCCUCUACAACAACACCUGGGGAACCAUCUGCGAUGACCUUUGGGACAUCAAUGAUGGCAACGUUGUCUGCAGGAUGUUGAACUACACCAAGGCUGUCAGUGCACCCAGAGGAGCAGAGUUCGGUGAGGGUGAAGGCCCCAUCUUCUUGGAUAACAUAGAAUGUCAAGGAGAUGAAGCAAGUCUCCUAGAUUGUCAACGGCUUGGUUUCCUGGACCAGAACUGUGGCCAUUCGGAGGAUGCAGGAGUGGUCUGCACAAAUACAAGUGCUACCGAAGCUCCACCUACAUCAAUGCCUGUAGUCGACCUCCAGGUGAGACUCGUUGGUGGCACAACCGACCUUGAGGGACGGGUAGAGGUGUAUUUCGAUGGCACUUGGGGCACAAUAUGUGAUGACCAAUGGGACACGCUUGAUGGCCAUGUUGUAUGCAGGAUGCUCGGCCUGGGCACGGCUCGGUCAGCCCAAGGCUAUGGAGCCGGUGAAGGACCCAUCCUCCUAGACAAUGUACAAUGCCAGGGGACAGAAGACAACCUUGGGGGAUGCCAACAUCAAGGAUUGUUCAAUCAUAACUGCGGCCAUGCGGAAGAUGCUGGUGUCAGAUGUUCAGGGAAUGCCACCCAGGAAUCCCUCAGAAGUCUGCGAGUUAGAUUGGUGGACGGGACCACACCCAGUGAAGGUCGCGUUGAGGUCUUACAUGAGGGCAACUGGAGCACCAUCUGCGAUGAUUACUGGGAUCUACCUGAUGCUCAUGUUGUCUGUCGAAUGCUGGGCUACCCUGGAGCAGAAAGCGCCCUCUCGAGUGGGUUCUUUGGACAGGGUGAAGACAGGAUUCUUCUGGACGAUUUGGAAUGCUUCGGUAACGAGACGAGCCUUGAGGAUUGCCAGUAUCCAGGAUUCUACCAGCAUAAUUGUCAACAUUAUGAAGAUGCAGCUGUGGUCUGUAGGCCCAAAGUGCGACUGACCGGAGGAGGCAACUACCGCCAGGGUCGUGUCGAGAUCUACUAUGACAACACCUGGAGCACUGUUUGCGAUGACUCCUGGGACCUCAAUGAUGCCAAUGUUGUAUGUCGGAUGCUUGGCCAUGCGGAGGCGGAAGCGUACCGGACAUUGUCGUUCUUUGGUCAAGGAGUAGGAGAGAUUAUCCUGGAUGAUUUGGAGUGUUCGGGAACUGAAAGGGACAUCUUGGACUGUCAGCAUGCAGGACUGUUCAACAACAACUGUGGACAUUCAGAGGAUGCUGGUGCUGUCUGCUCACAAAGAGUACGCCUGGCUGAUGGGGGUAUCCCCAGCGAAGGAAGGGUUGAGUUCUACAGCAACGGAACCUGGGGUACAGUUUGUGAUGACGCCUGGGACAUCGAGGAUGCCACAGUGGUCUGUCGCAUGCUGGGGUACCACAAGGCUGCAUCCGCUCCCCUUGGGGCGUUUUUCGGUCCUGGUCAGGGAGAGAUCCUGUUUGAUGAGGUAGGCUGUACUGGAACUGAGAGUGGAUUGAUGGAAUGUUCUCAUCGCGGACUCGGCGUAAAUAACUGCGGGCAUGGGGAAGAUGCUGGUGUUAUCUGUGCAAAUGAGCUUGAUGUCAGACUGGUUGACGGUGAGAAUGACAACGAGGGGCGUGUCGAAGUCCUUUACAACGGUGCCUGGGGAACCGUGUGUGAUGACUCAUGGGAUAUGAAUGAUGCGCACGUCGUCUGUCGUCAACUCGGCUACCCCGGAGCAGAGGAAUCGUACGGUUAUGCUCACUACGGCGCUGGGGAUGGCCAGAUUGUUCUGGACGAUGUAGAAUGCAUUGGCAACGAGACAAAUAUAGCGUUCUGCCGUCAUCGGGACAUCGCGAGCAGCAAUUGCGGACAUCAUGAAGAUGCUGGAGUGCUUUGUGCUGAAGGUGGUCCAAUCGAAAACUUUGCUGUCCGCCUCGUCGACGGUCUCAUCCCAAGCAAUGGUCGCGUCGAAGUCUACUACGACGGCGCUUGGGGAACCGUCUGCGAUGACGGCUGGGACAUUAACGAUGCAAAUGUUGUCUGCCGUAUGCUUGGCUAUGCCAGAGCAAUGUCGGCGCCGUUCGGGGCGCGGUUUGGAGGGGGCACUGGUCAGAUACUCCUGGAUGACGUGGACUGCCGAGGAUCAGAGACAUCACUAUUUGAUUGCGAGAAUAACGGACUCCGGCAGCAUAAUUGCGGGCAUACUGAAGAUGCAGGGGCUGUCUGUAGCUCAGAACACUCCGAGAAACCCAGCCUUCCUGUCAGACUAACAGGAGGGUCUACCCCAUCUGAGGGCAACGUGGAGGUCUAUUACAAUGGGGUGUGGGAUAACGUGUGUGACAAUACGUGGGACUUAGCUGAUGGAUUUGUCGUUUGCAGGCAACUUGGUUACAGCAGCGUCCGACGGGUCUCGCGUAACUCCCGCUACGGCCAGAACAGCAACCUCUACAGGCUUCUGGACGUCCACUGCACGGGGGCGGAGAACGGGCUCGGUGACUGCAGGGAAGAGGUCACCGAGGAUCUUGAUAUCUGCAGGUUUGGAAGGGAUGCUGCAGGAGUGUCCUGUGCUACAGCCUCAGACGGAGAUGUGCGCAUCGUAGGCGGUCCAAACUACCUCAUGGGAAGGGUUGAGAUUUACAACGAGGGCUCGUGGGGCACCGUGUGUGACGAUAACUUUGAUCUCAACGACGCCCACGUGGUCUGCCGCCAAGCUGUCUCCGCAGAGGCAAUAACCUUUGCUCCCAAUGCGUUCUUCGGGCCCGGAAACAACAGCAUUGUGUAUGAUGAGCUGGAUUGCGGCGGUUACGAGACUACUUUGGCGGAUUGCCCGGUGGGUGUUGGGUUACGAGGAGACUGCUCCCACGCUGAGGAUGUGUCAGUAGCAUGUCAUAUACCAGUCCGUCUUGUUGGAGGUUCUGGCCCUCAUGAAGGACGGGUUGAGAUGCGUUACUUUGGCGGAUGGGGAUCCGUCUGUGACUCAGAAUGGAGCAUCGAAGACGGUGACGUCGUCUGUCGCCAGCUCGGCUACGAGGGCGCCGAGGAGGUGUUCUACGAUGCACACUUUUCUCCUGGAGAUGGCAGGGUUGUUCUUGACGGACUCCGUUGCCAUGGGAAUGAGAGCCAAUUGAUGCUGUGCCCUCAUGAUGGAAUUUUGACCAAUAGGAAUGGCUGUACUAACGAUAAUGAGGCUGGAGUCAGAUGUAGGGAGGAAACCGAUGCCACCACCUUUCCUACCACAACUGGCUACAACCUUGCCGACAAUGCAACAACCUCAAUGGGCACGCCAACCAGCAAUACCACCAUGCCACCCCCUACCACUGUGCCAGCCGACCCUAGCAAACAUGGACAGGUGCGUCUGGUGGGCGGGGCCACACCCAAAGAGGGGCGUGUGGAAUGGAACGUCAACGGCAUCUGGGGAUCGGUUUGCGAUGACUUCUGGGAUCUGAAGGACGCCACCGUGGUCUGCCGGGAGUUAGGGUUCGUCUCGGCUCGCAAGGCGGUCAUGCUUGCGGGAUUCGGCCAGAGCAGCGGACCGAUCAUCGCUGAUGAUGUCCUUUGCCGUGGGACGGAAGAGAGCUUCUCCAAUUGCUCCAAGAGUGAUACCAAUAACUGUGGUCAUUCCGAGGAUGCGGGAGUCAUCUGUAACACAGAGAUCACAUCCUACACUCCUAACCUUAUUGACAUGCAAGCCAACGCCACCUUUGCUUCCGGAACCGUGAGCAUCGGUGGAACCAAUGAAUCAUCAGUAUUCGUCUGCAGCGAAGGGUUUAACUUCGCCGACGCUACCGUCGUCUGCCACCAACUUGGGUACCGUAGUGCCAUGAAGACCUAUGAAAAGACGACAGAGCAGGGGGAUGUGAGUGCCUCGGUUAGGUUUGAGUGCAUUGGGAAUGAGGAGAAGCUUGGGGAUUGUUCCGCGGAGGAGUACGAUCCUGUCAACUGGAACUGCCUUCCGUUUGAAGCAGCCGGACUUGAUUGUUUCCCAUCAUACGAUGGUGUGUCCAUGGCCCUGAUCGGUGGCAGUGCACCCUGGGAAGGUCGCUUAGAACUGACCAUCAACUCCGUCACCGGAACCGUCUGCGACGACUACUUCAGCAUGGAGGAUGCCCACGUGGUCUGCCGGUCCCUUGGGUAUCCAGGCGCGGUCUCGCUUUCGGGUAGCAGUCUGUUUGGCGAAGGGACGGGAGAGAUCUUCUUGGAUGACGUGAGUUGUUCAGGAGACGAAGAUCACAUUCUUGACUGUUUUCACGAUGGUGUCGGGGUUCAUAACUGUGGUCAUCGGGAAGAUGUCUCUAUCAUCUGCGAUGGAGGUGAGGUCCAACCCACAACAGCAGCAGACAAGAUCCGCCUGAUGGACGGAAACUUCCCCUCCGAGGGGCGCGUGGAAGUACUCCACAACGGCAUCUGGGGUACGAUCUGCAACGACGGCUGGGACAUCGACGACGCAAACACCGUCUGUCGGAUGCUCGGCUACAAAGGGGGCGCCCUACAGGCUGUCCUGUCACCGGAGUUCGGCGAGGGCUCGGGUCCGAUCGUGCUGAGUAAUGUUGCGUGCAAGGAAAACGAUACGAAUCUGUUGGAUUGCGACUUUCCACCGUUUGGCACGCACACCUGCUACUUUACGAGAAUGGAUGCAGGGGUGCGCUGCAGCACAGGAGAAGUCAUACCCAAUCCAUUGAAUGUAGGUGUUCGCCUUGUGAACGGUAGCAAGUCUAGCGAAGGCCGGGUAGAAAUCUUCUAUAACAAUACAUGGAGCUCUGUUUGCGAUGAUGCCUGGGACUUACAGGAUGCCCUCGUUGUGUGCCGACAGUUGGGCUUCCCAGCGGCUGCAUCAGCACCGUUACGAUCUAGGUUUGGUCCUGGUGAAGGGCCCAUCGUUGUGGAAGACUUUGGUUGCCGUGGUAAUGAGAGUAACUUGGCGGAAUGUGAUCAUGACCCGUGGACGAUCCAUGACUGCACACAUGGCGAGGAUGCUUCCGUUGUAUGCCUUGAAGAUUUAUCGGCUCCAGUGCGUCUUCGAGGAGGUAUUUACCCAGGCGAGGGCCGAUUAGAGAUCUACCUAGGGGACAAUUGGGGCACGGUUUGUGACGAUGGAUUCACUUUCAACGAAGCGAACGUAGUCUGCCGUCAGCUAGGCUAUCCUGGCGUUCUUCAGAUAUUAGCGGGUGAACAGUUUGGUGGUCUAGAGUACCUCCCCACUCUCCUAGAUGAUGUGACGUGUGUCGGUGACGAGACUUCUCUGGCGAUGUGUUUGCAUCGAGGUGUGGGCGAACACAACUGUAUCACAGCAGAGAAUGUCGGCCUCAUAUGUAACACAUCUUCAGCCUAUUUUCCUGAUGCCCCUGUGAGAUUGAGUGGAAAAUCUAAUGAUUCAGGGAGAGUAGAGGUCUAUCAUGACGGAGAAUGGAGAGCCGUAUGUGAUAACAACUGGGACCUGAACGAGGCGAGUGUUGUAUGUCGUCAGCUAGGCUACCCCAGGGCUUUUAUAGCAGACACAGGUUCCUACUACGGUGGGGACCCCAUAGGCUUCUGGCUGUAUGACGUCAAGUGCUCUGGUACAGAGUCUAACCUCGGUCAGUGCAGUCACGCCGAGUGGGGUCAAGGGUCGUGUGCGUUCAGCCAGGAAGCUGGAGUAAUGUGUUUUCCAGCGAGCGAUGGUGACGUUCGUCUAGCGGAAGGAAGAACCAGUCUAGAGGGAAGGGUUGAAUUCUACUCUAACGGUGAAUGGGGCACCGUUUGUGAUGACCUAUGGAGCAGAGAAGACGCUGAUGUAGUAUGUCGGCAGCUAGGCUUUGGCCCAGCAGCUGGGGUGUUUAGCGGUGCUGUGUUUGGUGGAGGCAACGGACCUAUCCAUGUAGAUGACUUGGAAUGCACUGGGAAUGAGACUAGCCUCAUGGACUGUGUGAGGUCAGAGGUCGGAGAGCAUGAUUGCGGCCAUCAAGAAGAUGCCAGUGUUUCAUGUACAUUACCAGUGCGUCUAUCUGGUGGCAGCUCCACCAAUGAGGGUCGCGUCCAAGUCUACUUCGAAGACCAGUGGGGCAAGGUCUGCCGGGAUGACUUCACCGACAUCGAGGCCGCCGUUGUCUGCCGCCAGCUGGGAUUCGCCGGCGGAAACCAGACCGACGCCGCGCAGUACGAUAAUACCGAUGGUCUGUUCCAUUUGGACAAUCUAUCGUGUCGCGGUGAUGAACUAAUGAUAGGCAUCUGCCCUCACAACGGAUGGGGCAAACACGAUUGUUUCGAGGAAGAAGAUGCAGCAGUUAUCUGCUUCUGAAUGCCUUCUCUUUAAAUCUACUCAAAAGAUUUCUUUGAGAGAUAAAAGGGCAGGACAAGUUUGGCUGCAAAAUUAAUUUACUAAUUUUAAGCCAAGAAGCGUAUUUUGGGAUUCGUUUUGCAAACCCACCCAACCUAAAUUUUUCUUUCCAGAGCAUCCAGGAAAAUCCUGCAUAUUUAAUAUCCCCUGAUUUUGCAGCAAAGAAUGUACCGGUAAUUGGGAAUUUGACAUUCGCACUGUGAAUAUGUUCAACCAUGCAUACAUCUGCUUUGUAUGCAAAAUAUGUAUACUGUCUGAUCAACUCGACUAAUAUAUUUAUUGUGUAUAAAAAUUAAUUUUUGCUUUCUUCCUUGGAUUAAGCUAUUCAACGAUGGCAGGAUUGCCAAUGUUAAUUCUAGACAGUCUUUGAAUACAUUUAGCAUGUUAUUUACUGAAACUAUUUGAACCCUGUAUAGAGCCUAUGCAUUCAGCAGGUUUACUUUAAAAAAAAAACCAUUAACUGCAUUAUCACAGUAUAUUGUUAUUCAUAGCAUCGUACAUCGUAUGAAGAAGUAGAACUCCAUUUUCCCAUCUAGUACAUUAGAAAGUUUAUGCACAAUUUAAUGAUUGUUGACCCCUCCCCUCCCGCUAAGAAUGAAUUAAUGUAGGAAGUCAUUUUCUGUUGUUGUUUUUUCUAAAAAUGGGUUAAAAAUUAGAAAAUGUACAUGUAGGUAAUGCUGCAUCAACUCUCUCCAUUUGUUUUAAUACUCUGUUGUUAACAUUGUUUCAGUCCAUAUAUAGUUUGUCAAUGUCUUGCCACAUUUGCCACUGCAAUCGUCAGGCAAUAAUGAUAUGCAAAAGAUUAUUUGUAGAAUGUAAAUAAAUAUUGGUACAUUUUUAUGUACUAUUAUGUUUACA